AUGGGGGGGGCGACGCCCUGGGGGCAGGCCGCUGCCUCCCGGAACCCCGCCCCCGGCGGCCCCCCCCCCCCCGCAGGGAUCCCGCUGGCCCCGUACUUGUGGGCCCCAAGACUUAGUGGCCGCGGGGCAGAGGGGAGCGGGAAGAGUGAAGGGGGUGCCGGGGGCUCCAGGAGCGCAGGAGGAGCCCGGGCCAAGCCGCCUGGCGGGGGCUCAGGAAGUCUGCCCCGAGGAUGGAGUGCGGAGCCCUCCCCAGGCUGCCCCGGGCCCAGCUUCAGCCCCCACCUGCAGGCUGGGAGCCCGGAGCGGAUAUCGCGGAGCAUCCUCCAGGCCGAUGCUCUGGGCCCGGCCGCCCGAGUGCAUGGGGAGGGCUGCGGGAGGGUUCCCCCUGGAACCUGCCAGGGCCAGCGUGGUCAGAUUUGGCCCCUUGCCCGGGAGGCCCCUGCCUCUAGGGACACAAGGAGGCCGGGACUGGCUCGACAGGCUCUCCCGCUCUUCUGUCUCCGUUAUUGUAGGAAAGCCUCCAAGGGCCUGGGGCUCAGCCCCAGUGGGGAAGGGGGGCCGGCACUUCAGAUCCCCCCCCACCCCCCCACUCCCGUGGCCGGCCCCCGGCCAACCCGGCCUGGGAACCCCUUCCCCCCCACCCCGGAGCACCUCUGGGGCCCCAGGGCCCUUGGUCCCCCCCGCACUCCCCUUAAGCCCAACACCCCUCCCCGCAAGCCCCGGCCCCGGGACAAUUUCCUGGGCUCCGGGCCUGGGAACCCUUCCCCCCAGCCCCCUGAAAGAAGCUGGCCCCAGGGCCAGGGGACCUUUGGGGGCUGCCCCCUUUCCUCCCCAGACUAG
Molecule: messenger RNA, 840 nt
Organism: Sarcophilus harrisii (Tasmanian devil)
Lineage: Eukaryota; Metazoa; Chordata; Mammalia; Dasyuromorphia; Dasyuridae
Product: basic salivary proline-rich protein 1-like
Exons: 3
Coding region: 1-840 (279 amino acids)
Source: RefSeq, a predicted model, not a curated record